CGCAGGAACAGCUGGUACCUCGGAAGGCGGCCGGCGAGCGGACAGGCGUGGGGUGCUGGUGGCCGGCCGCGCCACGCUGCAGGAGCAACCGCCGCCGCCUUGCACCACUGCACCAUGGCCGGCCAGCUGGAGCGUUGCGAGCGCGAGUGGCACGAGCUGGAGGGAGAAUUUCAGGAAUUGCAGGAUACUCACAGGAUCUACCGGCAGAAGCUGGAGGAGCUGACCGCACUCCAGGCUUCGUGCAGCAGCUUCAUCAACAAGCAGAAGACACGACUGAAGGACCUGAAGCACACACUCCAGAGGUACAAGCGCCAUGCCAGUCGGGAGGAGGCAGAGCUCGUUCAGCAGUUGGGCGCCAGCAUCAAGGAGCGGCAGAACAUCUUCUUUGACAUGGAGGCCUACCUGCCCAAGAAGAACGGGCUCUACUUAAAUCUGGUUCUCGGCAAUGUGAAUGUGACCCUUCUCAGCAACCAGGCCAAAUUUGCCUACAAGGAUGAGUAUGAGAAGUUCAAGCUCUACCUGACCAUCAUCCUGCUCCUGGGUGCUGUGGCAUGUCGAUUUGUCCUUCACUACAGGGUGACAGACGAAGUCUUUAACUUCCUGCUGGUAUGGUAUUACUGCACCCUGACGAUUCGGGAGAGUAUUCUCAUCAGCAACGGCUCGAGAAUCAAAGGCUGGUGGGUGUCUCACCACUACGUGUCCACGUUCCUGUCUGGAGUGAUGCUGACCUGGCCCAACGGACUAAUUUAUCAGAAGUUUCGCGAUCAGUUUUUAGCGUUCUCCAUUUUUCAGAGCUGUGUCCAGUUCCUGCAAUAUUAUUACCAGAGGGGCUGCCUCUACCGGCUGCGGGCCCUAGGGGAGAGGAAUCACCUGGACCUCACGGUGGAAGGAUUUCAGUCCUGGAUGUGGCGAGGCCUCACCUUUCUUCUGCCCUUCCUGUUCUGUGGCCACUUCUGGCAGCUCUACAAUGCCAUCACGUUAUUCGAGCUCUCCAGCCACGAAGAAUGCAGAGAAUGGCAGGUGUUCGUGUUGGCGCUUACGUUCCUUGUCCUCUUCCUCGGCAAUUUCCUGACCACACUCAAAGUCGUGCAUACCAAACUCCAGAAGAACAGAAGCGAGGCCAAGAAGCCGUGAGCCACGGGGCCGGCGCCCCUCGACCCCCGGACUUUGAGACUGCAGGGGAUCCCAGGCGACACCCUCGCGGCCGGGUUCCUCCCAACCAGUGCCAGUGGCCACUGGCAGCAGUGACCUCAGGGGCCAGCGGCAUUGCUGGGAGCAGAGCCGAGGCCCGGGUCCCCGGCCGGACAAGAGGAAUGUGACCCCAGCCUGUCCGUGCAGUGUUAGCCCGCCCCAGCCUCCCUAUUUAUGACACAUUUAACAUCGGCCCACCCCCUUCCCUAGAAUCUGCCGCCCUCUCCCCCGCUGCCCCCUCUCCGCGACACUGCGUCGGUCUUCCUGGUGGGUGGGAGAGGCUUAGCCUCAGGGUCCCCCUCUGUCCCCCAUCCUGUCGUUUGAGCCCCUCAGGUUGGGCUUCGGACGUGCCUCGCUGGGGUUGGGUUUACGCUGACCUGCCACUUGCUGAGUCCCAGGCGGGUGGAAGGAAGCCCUUCCGUGUCCCAGGGAGCCUCCCUCCCCGGGGCCCCGCCUCUGCUGUACGCUCCCGGCCUCCGCGCCUCCGCCGCGCGCGCGGGUGUUCAGGUUCUCGGAGGACCGCUGUCCGUCUCUUUGUGCCUCGUGCUCUUUGUGCUUCCUGAGACUGCAGCCUGCUGGCCGCCAGGCGGCCCUGCCUCCCACAGGCCCAGGCCUUGGCCUGAGGAGGGAGGGUUUUCUGAGGGUCACCACCGGAGGGCGCCCCUGCAUCGUCUGGCUGGUGUGAGGGCU
This is a messenger RNA of Physeter macrocephalus (sperm whale), 1881 nucleotides long. RefSeq names its product transmembrane protein 120B (gene TMEM120B). Gene Ontology annotation, cellular component: nuclear inner membrane. The transcript has 12 exons. Lineage: Eukaryota; Metazoa; Chordata; Mammalia; Artiodactyla; Physeteridae. Gene Ontology annotation, biological process: fat cell differentiation. The record is from RefSeq and is a predicted model, not a curated record. The coding region runs from base 115 to 1134 and encodes 339 amino acids.